UUGACCAUUAACACAUACAAUGAUUGCUAAAUUAGGUUUAAACACAUCUGCUCCAUACCAUCUUUUGCUCUGGGGAUUAACGUUUGGUGGAGGUUUUUUUUACUCUUUUGUUGCUUCACCAAUUGCCUUUAAGGAAUUAGAAAGGGAUCAAUUUAGUAAAUUACAAAAUAAAGUAUUCCCAUCCUUUUUUACUGGUCAAGCAGUAACUCCUAUUUUGUUAUCUUUAACUGCACCAAUUAAGUUAUGUCCAUUCACUCUUGGUUUGUUAUCACUUUCUGGAUUAUCAGGAGCUGCUAAUUUAUUAAUCUUAUUACCUCUUUGUAAAGGUAUUAAAGAAGAAAGAAACAAGUUGAUUGCUGACAAGAAACAUGAAGUUAUCGAAAAUGGUGAAGUUAAGCCAAGUGAAGAGUUUACUCGUUUAUCCAAAAAAUUUGGUGCUUACCAUGGUGUUUCUACUUUGAUCAAUAUGCUUUCUAUUGUAUCUCUUGGUUUUUAUGGUAUUGUUUUAUCUAGAAGAUUUAUCAAAUAGAUGAAUUUUCU
Hyphopichia burtonii NRRL Y-1933 is the source of this 540-nucleotide messenger RNA. RefSeq lists its product as uncharacterized. The coding region runs from base 20 to 529 and encodes 169 amino acids. The transcript has a single exon. Lineage: Eukaryota; Fungi; Ascomycota; Pichiomycetes; Serinales; Debaryomycetaceae. The record is from RefSeq and is a predicted model, not a curated record.